This is a messenger RNA of Eriocheir sinensis (Chinese mitten crab), 9468 nucleotides long. Its product is annotated as brefeldin A-inhibited guanine nucleotide-exchange protein 3-like. Gene Ontology annotation, molecular function: guanyl-nucleotide exchange factor activity. The record is from RefSeq and is a predicted model, not a curated record. Gene Ontology annotation, biological process: regulation of ARF protein signal transduction. Lineage: Eukaryota; Metazoa; Arthropoda; Malacostraca; Decapoda; Varunidae. The coding region runs from base 232 to 7626 and encodes 2464 amino acids. The transcript has 35 exons.
ACACCACUGCAGAGGAGGAGGAGGAGGAGGAGGAGGGAAGGCCUGGUGCAAGGUGGAUGAUGCCUGUCGCUGGGGUGGCUACACUGAUGGCAGCCGCACUCAUGUUGGGAUUUGCUCUGGCCAGACUGAGAGGAAACCAGAUAGUGAAGGGCCAGGAUGGUGAGGCAGUGAGGGUGGUGGUGGUGGUGGUGUGAGGUGUUGACGGCACUGUCCUGGCACCCUUGCGGCACCAUGGAGGAGGUUCUGGAGGCACUGUUCCGAGAGGCAUCGCCCAGCAAGCACCAGCACCUUAGGGUCGCUUGUACGCAGGCAAAAGAUGUGUUGGAGUCCCAGGCUGGCUUGCUGCGGUCCCCCCCUUACCAGCUCCGUGCUCUCUGUCUCUCGGCACUGCAGGGAGCACUCGAAAGUCGGCAGUCCAAGCUGGUGUCCCUUGCUGUCUCGGGGUACUUUAAGAUGCUCCGCGACACCCAGUUCCACAGCGGGUAUGAGGAGGAUGACGAGAGCACCUGGUUGGCCGCUCAGGUGUUGGCAACGCUCCACUCCCUCCACCUGCAGCCUGAGGACACGCAGGUGGACUUACUCAAGGUGGUCCUGAACAUGAGCUGCGUGGCCGGGGUGAGCCUCUCGGGGCAGCUGGUGACGCAGGUGGUGGGCGUGUGCGGCCUGGCCUACGGGAGGGGCGGCGCGGCCCUCCGUACAGCAGCCCAGGCCGCAGCGUCCCAGGCCAUCGCUAGGCUCGUCCGGCAGCUGAAGGAGGAGAGUGAAGAGCAGGAGAAGCUAUACCACAACAGAUCGCCAGUUAAGAAGAAGGAAGAGGAGGAGGAGGAGGAGAAGAGGAAGAAGGAGGAGGAGGAGGAAGAGGAAGAGGAGGAGUGUGAAUUUAUAGCCCCGGCAUUUGAUGAGUCUGUUCCUGUCAUUAAUUUCAUCGCUGACAAGUUGAUGGAGGCAAAAAGGCAUGAGGAUGACAAGAAGGGCCCUGAGAUCCCUGCUCUUUACCUGCUGGAGUGCACCAAGACCCUGCUGACCUGCCUCUCCCAGCCCCAGACCCUCAUACACCUGCAUAAGCCAUCGGAAGCCACCUCCUUAGCCUCCUCUGCAGGUCCUCCGGGUUACUGCAGCACCCUUCUCACCGGGGCGCUGUGGCAGAGGCUGUGUCCGGCCCUGGUGGCACUGCUGGGCACUCCCGUCUCCCAGCGGCUGGCCAGGGCAUCCGGCCGCGCGGAGGGCCAGAUGGGGCGUGGGUCAGGGUGCAUGGCUCACCCCGGCCCUCUCUUUAAUAACCAGCAAGCCAGGGCCAUUUAUAGCGUGGUGUGUGGGCUGGUGGUGACGAUGGGAGGUGUCGGGGAGAUGCGUCCUGUGUUGGAGAGCCUUCUACACCGCAUGCUGCUCUACCCUCCACCGCAGUGCCGACAGGACGCCCUCAAGGCCAUCACUGAGCUCCUUGGCAAUCCGAUGAAGUUAGUGCAGCUGGCGGGCCCCAUCUUGUACCCAGACCCACGGAACCCACACCAGAACGACAUGGCCCUCUUCAGGCUUGUAAUGGACAGCCUGGGGGAAUGUGCGCGGUGCAGUGAGCCAGGUGUACAGAGGGUGCUGGUGGGGGCUGUCUCGGCCCUCCUCGCGUCCCUGGAGCAGCUCACCUUGGGCGGCUCCCUCUCAAAACAUCAUGUGGGCCUCACCAAUGCCCUAUACGCCAGGCUGGAGGAUGGCGACUACUCUGGUCCACUUACUUACGAGAACAAGACGAAACUGCCGAAGUACGAGGCGCAGGAGGGACCCCGGACCCCCCAUGACCCCCCCUCCCCCUCCCUGGAUGACCUCUCGCAGAAGGAAGAGGAGGAGGAGGAGGAGGAGGAGGAGGAGAAGGAGGAGGAGGAGGAGGAAGAUGGAGGAAUUGGAGAUAGUGAAGAAGAUGGAAAUACCGAGCAGAUGAAGAGCAAGCAGAGAAGGAAGAAGAGGAGGAGGAGGAAGAAGAGGGAAGAAGAGGAGGAGGAAGACACAGAUGCCUCAGGGGACACGGAGGGGCCUGAGGAUGGAGAAUCUGAGGAGGAACAGUUUGAGUCCGCCAGCGAGGAGGCCGAGCAGCAGAGGGAGGAGAGAGAGGCAUUGAGGCUGCACAGGCUGAACGAAACACUGCAGUCCACCUCCAACCUGCGCCUGAUAGUGGAUGAGGAGGCAGCGCGGGAGUGCGAGAACGCCCGCCACUUCACCUCCACCCUCUGCGCCCUCCUGCCGUCCCUGCUGGCGAUACGCAGCACAGUGGAGGUCGACCAAGCCAUCCUGGAGUUCUCGUCAAAGUACUGCGAAGGGGUGUUCACGGCCACCACUCAGGAGGGGUGUCAGCCACAGGUGAUUAUUAACGCCGAUGGAAUCUACCUGACGACCUACACUGCCCUGUCCCUGAACCUACAGCUGAUCAAAGGAGGCCAGUACUGUGACCCUGCCCUGCCGCUCCCUCUCACACAGGAUCAGUUUGUGGAGUUGGUGCAUGGCAGUGGUGUGCUGGUGUACCUUUCUGCCGCCUGGCUGGGUGAGGUGCACAAACAGGUGGUGAAGGACAGCUUCCUCCAGAGGGCUGGAUACUCACCUCACUCACCCCACAACUGUGCCCUCAUCAACCUACUCACAGAGUUGGAGUUUGGACGGAGACAAGCGUUUGACAGGGACUUGGAUGGCCUGGGCAGCACCGAGCAGAGGAGUCAGCUGCUAUCAGACCACAGGAGGCUGGAGAGGGCGGCUGCCAAUGUCACGCCCACGCCGGAGGUGCUGGCUGGGCUGAAGCUGUGUCGUCGCAUCGUCACCUGUUGCUGGGAGACUGUGAUCGGGGUGCUGGGGGCUGUCCUGGGUGGUGCCGGGGGUGGCCUGUCACUGCGGGGUCCCUUCAGGCUGCUGCUGGGGGCGGAGGGUGCCAGGGAGGAGGCCCGGAAGGCACAGGAGACGCUGGCACAGUGCCUCAACGCCCUGCAGUCUGCGGCGCGGCUGGCAAAUGUGCUGGGCCUACAAAAUCGCUGCGGGGUCGUCUUCUCCCUCCUCUCCUCUGCAUGCCUUCCCGACGAGGAGCGAAACCCCUCCACCCCCCUCCGAGGCACCCCCCGCCACCGCCUCCGCUCCCCCUCUUCCUCCUCCUCCUCCUCCUCUUCCUCCUCCUCCUCCAGGAAGACCCAGCGCCUCCACACAGCCCAUCUUCUGUCGCUCCAUGUAAUGAUGUCGUCGGGUCUGGAAUUGGGGUCUCAUUCGCCUGACUGCUGGACGCACAUAUUUAGGUGUUGUGUGUACCUGGCAGAGCUGGAGCACACCUUCUUCACCCAUAACAGCGGGUACCAGUCCUUCCCAACGCGCCUUGCCCCGCCGCCCCACACCUCCUCGUCGCCAUCCUCCUCCUUGCAGCUCGGGGCGAAGGUUGACUCCACCGAUGACAUGUUCAGCGAUGACUACAGCCGCUACAUGGUGUCGGCCUGCCCCCUGUCGCCUCCUCCCAGCACCAGUGUGGAGGAGCUGAUACGGGAGAGCCAGCGUGACACAUCAUCCAACUCCUGCGGCUUCCUCUCCACCCAGGACACGGGGAAGGCCAUCUGUGCCCUGACCCAGCUGGUGGACAGGCUCUUCGAUGAUGCCUCCACCAAGCUCAACAUGUCCUCGCUGGUGAGUUUCCUGACUGAGCUCUGUGCGGCAUCCCAGGCUCAGCUCUUCAUGCGCAUGGCACCUCAGACACCCCAGCGCAGUCUAAUCAACUGGGCCAGGAAGGGUGUUCGUGGCGUUGGCAGCAGUGGUGGUGGUGGCGGUGGUGGUGUUGGUGGCGGGCGUGGCGGCUGGGACGUCCUGCUGCUGCACCGGCUGGCGGAGGUGAUGCUAAGGGCCGUGGGGUCAGGGCGGCCACUCCUUCAUGUCAUGAGGGCCUGGGCCGUGGCAGGGCCACACUUCAUGGAGGCCGCCUGCCACAAGGACGCCUCGGUCAGCAAGAAGGCCGUCAGCUCCAUCCACGACAUCGUCAACGCGCUGCUCAACACCCAGAGUGAGCUGCCACACUUCCACUUCAACGAGGCACUCUUCAAGCCCUUUGAGAACCUUCUGUGCCUGGAGCUGUGCGACACAGAUGUGCAGGAACAGAUCAUCAGCAGCAUCUGUGAGUUUGUGGAGAGCUGCACACCAGAGAUCAGGUCAGGCUGGCGACCACUCUUUGGGGCCCUGCGCUGCGUGCGGGCUCCCUCCCCCCUCAAGGCCCGACACCCCUCUGGACCAGUGCCAGCGAGUGCCAGGGAGGGGUUGGGGCACCUCCGCGUGGUCCGGGACGUCUUUGAAGCCUUCCUCACCACCGACAACGUUUUGGUGUUUGCCAACGCGGCGCUGGACUGCAUCCUGUGCCUGCUCAAACACCUCCGAGGGACAGACAGCGACCGAGAGGAGGAGGACGACACGGAGGAUGGGGGGCGCGGGGAGAAGGUGGUGGGCUGGGAGGAGCUGGUGGGGGGCGGGGAGGACCUCUGCCUGGACGCCCUCCGCUACCUCCACCGCUGCGCCGCCAUCCUCGCCUCCAUGUACGAGAUGCCCGCCUGCCCUGUCUUCCACGCGGCCCAUAGGAUCACGGUCAACACCCCCCCCCAGCUGGUUGACCCACACCUCCCCGGCGUGGAUGAGACGCUCCUCUGGUCACUGGUGGAUGAGAUCGCUGGAACGGAGACGGAGAAGGUAUCCUACAAGGCGCUGUGGCCUUCACUGGACUAUGUGUCGGGGGUGUCUUUGGCCGCCCUGGACCACACUAGCGGCAUCCUGCAGGUCUGGUAUCUCCUGCUGGAGGGUCUCGCGGGUGCCACCAUGACCUGCCCUCAUCGUUACCAACCCCAGGCCCUCGACACCCUCUUCUCCCUCUUCAGAAGCCUGCCGGACUGCCCUGGUCCCACGUUCGGCAUGUACUGUGUCAACCACCUUCUUCUACCGCUAAUGCAAAGUUGGUUGAGGCGUUCCACCACUCAACUGUCCUCCUCAAGCCAGUGGGAGUUCAGCGCAUCCUUCAAGCAGUACACAGGGCUGACCUCUGACCUCGUGGUUGACUACAUAACCAAACUGGCAGACAAGGGGAUGCUGGGGGAGAGCCGCGGGGCACUCCUCAUGCUCCAGGAGUGCCUAUUGGUCCUGGUGGAGUGUGUCGCGCAUCCCAGCGAGGCGACGUCGAGGCUGGGGUGUGCGUGUCUGCGUCAUGUUGUCACGAGCUGCGGGGACAGGCUGCCUCCAAGAUACUGGGAUGUGGUGGUGUGUGCCCUACAUCGCGCAUCCCAGGUCGCACUCUACCCUCUAUACCAGCUGAUGACCCUCUUCCAACCUGACUCACCCAACUUCUACGGGGACAUAGGUCAGGUCAAGGUCGCCGCCCGCCGCGACUGCACCGGGAAGGACAGCGACCGACUCCGCCAACUCUCCCACCAAGUUUUCCUCCUCGACACACAGCGCACCAUCUCGAACGCAACCGAAAGCAACCCGGAUGCUGAAGACCGCUCGUUCAUCUUUCUGCUCUACCCUGAGGACCGCCAUCACUACCACAGUCCCCAGAGUCACCCGCCGCCCCCCCAGAGGAUCGGUGGAGCCCCUGGGGAGAUGGGGGGCGAGGGGGAGCCGCUUAGAGUGCCAUUUCGGACGUUAGUUGUCGGCCUCCUGUCACAUCAGAUCCUCCUGCAGACCCUCGGAACUUUGCUGGUCAGAGGCUCGCCACAUAUCAUACCCAGCCUGGCCAAUGUCUUACUCCAGGGCGGCGACUUCUCAUCUCGGCGGAGCAGCUCAAACAACACCACCAACAACACCAACAACACCAGUGGCGGCUUCGGUGACAGCGGGGACGGACGUGUGGCGGAGAGCGAGGGGCAGGUACCUGGUAUGCUCCGCCACAUGGAUCCAGAACACAUCCACAUCUUACUGGCGGCUCUCCACCUCUCCUACACAGCCGCCAUCGAGUUUGACAGAAGACCAGGGUUGAAAUUCCUCAUACAGAAGGUCGCGCAGGCUGAGCGGGCCGCCAACCUGUACAGGCAGGCCGGUGCGAGCUGGACCCUACGUAUGGUGACCCUAUUUGACCUGACCCUCUCGCAGGUUAAGAACGGGUUGGGCCUGACGGAGGUGAAGGAGGUAUUGGAGAGGGAUGUGAGGGUCAAGAACACUGUGUUGCAUGGUGAGGAAGAGGAGGAGGAAGAGGAGGAGGAGGAGGCAAAGAAGAAGAAGGAAGAGGAACUGCAGAAACUUGGACAGGCACAAAACACAACAACUGCACAGUGCCAUAGUAACUUGAGUGCCAACCAGGGCCAUAUUGAGUCCCAUACCAGACCAGACAACCACUUAGUCAACCACAGUCAACCAGAAAACCCCAAAGCAACCGAAUCCAAGAGGGAGAGAGAACGCCAAGGCAACCAGACAGACAACCAGGCACUCAAGAACAACCAGAAUCGAAACUCCACUGCAACCAAAACCACGAAAACUACGGAGUGCCACAAGACCCAGGGCAAGAAUGGCACCACUGUAGAGGACCAGAAGAGUGCCAACGCAUAUCACAACCAGAACCGAAACUCGACAGCAACCGAAACGAAGCGAAAUACGGACUGCCGAGAGGGUCAGACGGAGGGUCAUACUGCCACGGAGGGCCAGAACCAAGUGCCGCGUCCGACGUCCCUACUAGCAAAAAACACCACCCAGUAUAUCCAGCAAUUACGAGCAUCAUUCACCCAGCUAUGCGAUGUCUAUUUGGACCUUGUGAUCGAUCGGGACGGCCACUAUUCAGCGAUGGACCGCAUGGAUGACAAACCGAUAUUCUUCCUAACUGUACAGCCGGAUGAGUUCCCAACCGCUCACCGCCAGGCCUUGGAUGAGUGGGCCCGGACGCUCGAGGAGUCAACCGCUCAUCUUGCAAAAGGCCGGCGGAUGAGGGAUGACGAGGAGGAUGAAAACGAGAUCACAGAGAACGAAGGAAGCAGAAGAAGAGGAGUCGAUGGAUGCAAAGACUCAUCCACGCAUAUCCGCCCUAGUGAAGCCUUGGAAGUGGAUGACAGACACAUGGAUGAGCAGGAGGAGGAAGAGGAGGAGGUGGAGGUUGAUGAGAGAGGUGUUAAGCCGUUUUCCUUUUCCGACCUGGCGAGAGAGUACAGUUCUGAUUCUGAUGAUUCUGAGGUGCCGGAAUAUGCGGACGGCAAUGACUCUGGGGUGGCUAGCUUGGCAGGCACCCAGCAGAGCGUAUACAAGGUCGCCACAGAGAGGGAUAUCGCCACUCUGGUCACGGACUAUCGGAGGCGCAAAAACCAGCACUCCCUCCCAUCUCUAUACCGGGGGGGCCACCAGCGUGCCAACCCCUUCCUGGAGCGUCGCCCCCCUCGCCCCGCUGACCCUGUGCCUCCCGAGAUUGAAGAGCAGCGGUCCACUAGUCUGAUGAAGGACAGCGAGGCGCAUCUCAAGGUCUGGACGGAGAUGGUGGUGACCGUGUUCGACCUCAUAAGCCAGCUGAGCGACGGAGAGCUGCGGCCCCUCCUCCCCCUCCUGUUCCCCACCAUGCGUUCCCUGACGGCCCAUGCGCAUGACCCGCACCUCAGGCAAGUGGUGGCGGAGCUGCUGACCCGUGUUGCGACCCUGUACGGCUUUAGUCCGGCGGAAUGAGGGGUAAGGGUGUGGACUACUACUACUACUACUACUACUACUACUGCUACUACUACUACUACUAACUUUUUCCGUAUUUAUUUAUGUAGUUAGUUAUUUUAUUUUUCUCAUUUAUUUGUUUUUAUUUUAUUUCUUCUUCCUUUUCUCAUCCUUCUUCCUCUCUCUCCCUCCCUCCUUUCUUCCUUUCUCCCUCUCUUCUGUCCUUCCUUCCUUCUUCUGUUCCAUUCCUUGUUCCAUCUUUUUUUCCUUCCUUCUCUCUUUCCUCUCUUCUCUUUUCUUUCUUUCCCUUCAUCCCUUUCUCCUUUUUUCUCUUUCUUUCAUUCUCCUCUUCUUCCUUCUCUCUCAUUUCUUUCUUCCUCUCUUCAUUCUCCCUUUUUUUCCUUCUCUUUCCCUCCCUUUUUUUCUUUCUAUCUUUUCUUUCAUUCUUUUCCUUUCUUUCUUUCUCUUCUUUCUUUCCCUCCAUUCCCUUCCUUCCUUCCUUCCUUCCUUCCUUCCUUCCUUCCUUCCCUCAUUGCAUCCCUUCUUAAAUUAACCAUUCUGUUCAUUAUUAUUAUUAUUAUUAUUAUUAUUAUUAUUAUUAUUAUUAUUAUUAUUAUUAUUAUUAUUAUUAUUAUUAUUAUUAUUACUAUCAUUAUUAUUAUAGUUUUCAUUGCAAGGUGGCACUGGAAGAGAGUGGAUGUUACUGCACAAAAAAAGAUAUAUUAAGAAAAUGUUUGAAAUUACAAUAUUAAGAGGAAGAAAAAAAAUACAUAUGAGUGUGUAUGUGUGUGUGUGUGUGUUCAUGUGUAUAAUAAUAAUAAUAAUAAUAAUAAUAAUGAUAAUGAUAAUGAUCAGAAAAAUAUAUAUAUAGAUGGAAGAAACAUCGCUAAAUCUAUCCCCUUAUAAAUUCGUAAGUGACUGAAUCUUAAGCAAAAAAAAUCCUCAAGCAAAAUUAUUUCGUUUAUAAAAAAGAAUGAAAGAAAAAAGAAAAUAUAUAGAUGGAAGAAACGUCGCUAAAUCUAUCCCUCUAUAAAUUCAUAAGUGACUGAAUCUUAAGCAAAAAAAAUCCUUGGACAAAAAUUAUUUUGCUUGUUAAAAAGAAUAAAAGAAAAAAGUUAAUAUUAUGUCAUGAAAAAAAAAUAUAGAUGAAAGAAUCGUCGCUUAAUCUAUCCCUCUAUAAAUUCACAAGAGACUGAAUCAUAAAGAAAUAAAUGCUAGAACUAAAUUAUUUUGCUUAUAGAAAAGAAUGAAAGAAAAAGUUAAUAUUAUGUAAUAAAAAAAGUAUAGAUGGAAGAAUCGGCACUUAAUCUAACCCUCCAUAAAUUCAUAAGUGACUGAAUCAUAAAAAUAAAUAAAUAAAUAGAUAAAUAAAUCCACUGACAAAAUUAUUUCACUUAUAAAAACAAAAACAAAAGAAAAACAACAUUAGAGAGAGAAAAAAAUCCAGAUAAUGUUGAUAAAAAAAUAAAUUAAAAAACAUGUAAUAAUUUAAGAUUGUGUGUGUGUGUGUGUGUGUGUGUGUGUGUGUGUGUGCGCAUACAUAGCCUAUAUAUUUGCUAAGUUAAAUUUAUUACGCAAACAAAUGUUAAUAUAUGUCUUACAAUAGCUAGUCAGUUACUCAGGAGAGAGAGAGAGAGAGAGAGAGAGAGAGAGAGAGAGAGAGAGAGAGAGAGAGAGAGAGAGAGAGAGAGAGAGAUUCAGUAUUAUUAUAUUCUUUUUCUUCUCUUUGAAAGGAUGAGAGAGAGAGAGAGAGAGAGAUUCAGUAUUAUUCUAUUCUUUUACUUCUCUUUGAAAGCAUGAGAGAGAGAGAGAGAGAGAGAGAGUAUUAUCAAAUUCAUCUUAUUUAGUGUAUAAUGUAUAAAU